Salvelinus sp. IW2-2015 is the source of this 3331-nucleotide messenger RNA. Its product is annotated as serine/threonine-protein phosphatase PGAM5, mitochondrial. Gene Ontology annotation, cellular component: mitochondrion. Gene Ontology annotation, biological process: peptidyl-threonine dephosphorylation; positive regulation of mitochondrial fission. Lineage: Eukaryota; Metazoa; Chordata; Actinopteri; Salmoniformes; Salmonidae. The record is from RefSeq and is a predicted model, not a curated record. Gene Ontology annotation, molecular function: protein serine/threonine phosphatase activity.
UUGGCUCUAGCGAGACACCAUAGUUCCAAGCGCUCUAUGUUUUCCUUUUUAGUUAGCUGCUAGCUUGUUAAGUGAUUCCAAGAAGCUUCAUAAUCUUUGACUGGACUUAUUUUUAGCCAGCGAUUAAAGAGUCGUUGGAGGGUAUUCACUCUAUUCCUGCACACAGAAAGGGUGUAAAUCCACAGACCAAACCAGAGGCUGAUCUAGCUAGGUCAGGAUUAGCCGCUCCUCAGUUCUUGAAAGGAAUCUCUUCUACUACAGACGUUGGGCGGCAUUAGCAAGUUAGCUCGCUACCUAGCAAACGCACUGCAAAGAACCGAUAGUUUUUCACAACAUGUCAUAUCGGAGGACAAUUAAAAUAGUGUGUGGGUUCGCUGGUGGAUCAGCGGUGCUGGUUGUUGCGGCUGCCGCAGCUGAAUACCAGGGCUGUUUCGGCCACACGCGAGCCGCUCGGUGGAGCCUGUUCAAUGUUUUGCGAGCUGCACAGCCAGCGGGGAACCGCACUGUUGAAUCUACUGGAAAUGCCUGGGACUUCAACUGGGAUAAGCGGGACCUGUCCGCACUGUUGACAAAUGGGAAGAAGGAGGUCGUCAGUGAAGACCCAAGCUCAGAGCAGGACAAUGGGAAACCCAAAGCCACACGCAACAUCCUCCUCAUCAGACACUCCCAGUACAACCUGAGUGGGAGUGGAGACCAUGAGAGAAUCCUUACCCCUUUAGGUCGGGAGCAGGCUGAGUUUACUGGCCAGCGGUUGGCUGCCCUUGGGUUAAAGUAUGACAUCAUGGUCCACUCCACUAUGGCCAGGGCCACCGAGACUGCCAACAUCAUCAGCAAAUACCUCCCAGGGGUGGAGCUGGUGAGCUGUGAUUUGCUAAGAGAAGGAGCACCCAUCGAACCUGUGCCUCCUGUCACCCACUGGAAGCCUGACGCUGUGCAGUACCACGAGGACGGGGCCCGAAUCGAGGCUGCUUUCCGCCGCUACAUCCACCGCGCUGAUCCCAAGCAGAAGGAGGACAGCUAUGAGAUCAUCGUCUGUCAUGCCAAUGUCAUCCGCUAUUUUGUGUGCAGGGCCCUGCAGUUCCCUCCAGAGGGCUGGCUGAGGAUUGGGCUGAACAACGGCAGCAUCACCUGGCUCACCGUGCGCCCCAGCGGCAGGGUGGCACUGAGGACACUGGGAGACUCAGGGUUCAUGCCCCCGGACAAACUCACACGGACCUGACCAUGUUCCACCUACAGUAUUCACUCGUUCUCUUUCUGAGAGGUUCAGAUGUCAGUCGCAGGGUGAACUGAAUGGCUCUUGAUUUCUGCUUAAGUGUCUUGAAAGUUAUUUUUGGUGUUAAUUUUGUAACUUCAAUGUGCAAUGAGAUAUUCUGUGGUGUUUUGUUGUGAUCAACUCCCCUGCCAUCGUUUGCCAACUAGGGGAAAGUGGGGUUAGUUGAGCCAACGCUUGUUUCUAGGAAACCAUGCACAAAACUAAUCAUGUGACCAAAUUUUUAGGAAGAGGCCAUCAUUUCAUGGAGUCUGGGAAGGAAGAAACCAUAUGGUAAGCAAGUUAGGGUCCAAAAACAGAUUUUCACAAAGUUAAAUGAAUUUGUGUUAUAAGUUCCAUGAUAAUUUAGCAGGUGCUUAUGUUUGUCCUAUUUCACACAUCUACAAAUGUGUAUUAAUACACGUGAUUUGGAAAUGUUUUUGUUGUUGUACAUCACACCUCCCCCUGAGACACACUCAGAGUUGGGUCACAGCCAGGGUCUGCCAUGAUCAACAAUGACUGUGGAGCAAUUAGGGUUAAGUUCCUUGCUCAAGGGAACAUCAAGAGAUUCUUUUUUUACGUUGCGACUCUGGUAUUUGAUUUCAGUCACUGGCCCAACGCUCUAACUACUAGGCCAUCUGAUGCUUGUAUCUAGACCUAUGUAGAUAGUUUUAAGAUUGUUUUGUACAGCAGUUGGGGUCUUUACAAGCUACAAUAUGAGGUCCUAAACCUAGCAUGAAAGUGCAUCCUUGUAGCUGUGUGGGCUAAUAUAGUCAAAAUGUUUGCCUUGGGGUAACUUGAGCCAAUACCACCAUGACAAAUUAUGAUUGCAUUUUGUCAGUUUUAUACAUAAUAUGCAUAGUAUUUUUGCAAUGUGUCAUGCAUAUGAACUCAAGAUAGGGAAUUUGUAUUGAUACAGAGCAGACAUUAUCAUGCCUGUGUAUAGAAUUGUAAAACAAGAAGGGAUCUAGCCCCCCCUUGAGGUUCUUGACAGAGCAGCCAAGGAAGUGAGAGAAGGAGCAGCAGCAAGGAAUGAAAACAUACACUGAAGAGGUACAGUAACAAACAUGUACCUGUGUGAAAAUGAGUCUGUGGCAGAGGAACACAAGGUCUCAUCUGAUGACUUGGAGUCUGAGCUUGAUAAACAAAUCAAGAAUCUCGCGGACCAGUUUCAUGGGCUUAGUAGCCUCAAAUGCAGAGAACUUGAACUUGGCAGAUUGAAACAUCCCUGUCCCAGAUAACUGGUUAAGAGAUGGAAGGGUAAGUGAUAUUGAACAGCGAGAUCUUUAUCUGAAAGUAGGCAUACGUUUAAGACAUUCAAUAUACCACAACCCUCCUUCCAUUAAUUCAACUUUGACCUACCAGCACCACCACCCACUUACCCCAAGGCGGCUCAAUUUACCCCAUACCUGGGUAGGUUGUGCCAAGAGUCCACUUUUUCUGGACAAGCUGUGUUUUCAAAAAUGUUAUGUUUAUUUCCAGGAAUACACGAAAAUAAAGGAGAGCCGCACACUCUAGGAGCUCAGAUGCAAAAAUGUAAUUACCAACGUUUCAACAGCAAAGCUGUCUUCAUCAGAGUAUAUUUCCAGGAAUACACAACAUCGUGAAAUAUAUGUAGAUAUCAUUGUUCGAAAGAAUACUAUAUUUCCCUUGACAUAGUGAUGCUGAAUGUAAAAGUUGCUCAACAUACACCACUCUCCCCUACAGAGUGAAAGGGGAGUAUACAGAGUAUGUUGUGCCCUUCCUGUCUUGAUUUUGUAUUAAACUGAAGGGGAUUUUGUACUGAUUCAGGUUUCUCAAUGAACUGUUGCUGUAACCAGAUCCCUUAACUCAGAAAGCUGAUGUGCUGAUGACUGUCCGGGCCCACUCAACACUUAUUAUGGAUGGAAACGGUAUGCGAGUUUCAUACACGAAGUGAUAGGAAUUUUAAACCAAAAUCAUUUGUCCAAAGUAUGGCAUAUUUACUGUAGUUCUGUAAAUGCUUCUCAUGCUGUCCUUUUGUAUUUGGAUCAAAGCUUCCUCUUAGGUUUAGAUACAGUUGUGUUCAGUAGAAACAUGCAAUAAAGGACAGACACAUGGUCA